AUGACACUCACACGGCGGCUCUACAGCACAGCGAGCAAAGUGCCUAUUAGCCUCAUCGCCGAGCUACGCCGGCAAACGACCGUAAGCCUCCCCAAAGCCCGGGAAGCCCUCGCCGCCUCCAACCUCUCCGUCCCGCGCGCCCUCGAAUGGCUCCAACACGACCUCUCAUCCACCGGCGCCGCCAAAGCCGCGAAAGUCUCGUCCCGCGCAACAAACCAAGGCCUCAUCGCACAGAGCCUCCUCUCCCCCAGCUCCGCGCUCAAGGGCACCCCGCACCCGACACUCGGCGGCAUCCGCGCCGCCCUCGUCGAGCUUAACUGCGAAACGGACUUUGUGGCGCGUAACGCCCUCUUUGCGCGGCUCGCUGCGGAUAUCGCGCAUACAGCCGCCUUCCUCGCUGAGCCCGGCGCACCGCCCCCGUCCCCCGCCGCGCUCGCUGAGCUUCCACUCGUACCAAGCCCCAGCACCAGCACCAGCGCCGGGGCAGGGGAACAGCAGCUCCAUGCGCCCGGAGACACAGUCGCAGCCGCAAUCCGCGCCACCAUCGUCAAAGUCGGCGAGAACAUCACCCUGCGCCGCGCGCACACCGUCGCGCAGGACCAGCUCCUCCGUACCUCCGCCCUCCGCCUCGCAUCCUACACCCACUCCCCCUUACACUCCCUCCCAUGCGGCCCGACAAGCGUUCUCGCGCGCCUGCGCAUCUCCUCUCCGUCUCUCCCACAACGCUGGACCGACCCCGCGUUCACCCAAUCCCUCGGCGCCCUCGAGCGCUCCAUUGCCCGCCAGCUCGUCGCGUUCGACACGCGUGCGGUAGAGCACAAUGAAUCUUUGGAUAACCCGGAGCAGGCGCUGCUCAAUCAGCCAUUUAUCACCAUCCAAGGCGAGCUCAACGGCAAACCCGUCGGCGAGGCUCUCGCAGAGUGGGCUGCGGCACAAGGGCUCGAGGCCAGCGAGGACGCGCCGCGCGUCGUCGACGUGCUAGAUUUCACCAAGUGGACCGUGGGCGAGCCGCUGCCCGAGCAGUAA
Psilocybe cubensis is the source of this 1026-nucleotide messenger RNA. RefSeq lists its product as uncharacterized. Gene Ontology annotation, molecular function: translation elongation factor activity; protein binding. NCBI's taxonomy places the organism in Eukaryota, Fungi, Basidiomycota, Agaricomycetes, Agaricales, Agrocybaceae. Gene Ontology annotation, biological process: mitochondrial translational elongation. The coding region runs from base 1 to 1026 and encodes 341 amino acids. The record is from RefSeq and is a predicted model, not a curated record. Gene Ontology annotation, cellular component: mitochondrial matrix. The transcript has a single exon.